AUGGCAAAUGGCUCGUCUGGCGACAACGUGGUCGACGAAGACGAAGUCGAAGAAAAUCUAGAGAGAGCAUUACUCGGUGAGCCACACGAGCCAAGCUCUGCGGAUAUGUAUCUUCUUCUGCAAGAGAUGCACACCGAUAUGCGGAGUUUUCAAUCUUGUCUUGAUCGAGUAGAGCAAGGCCAGAGCAAGGACUACAUCGAGGACAACAACGAGGUCGUUCAUGACACGGAUUUGGCGCCAAAACAUGGCGGCCACAAGCGGAAGCUUAGUGAGGAUGAGGAUGACGAAUCGGUUUUACUAAAUAAAGUGUUGUCAAACUCAGCUGACCCAGCUGAAAAACCAGCAGAGAAUAUACCUGGAGAUACAGACAGCUUGCUGUCAGAUAUUGCCCAAGAUUUAUCCGAACAAGAACCUACGGGUCCUGCAGUGAAUGAAGAUUUGGCAGCCAUGCUUAACAAGCGAUGGGUUACAAAAAUGUCAGGUAAAAAGCUAUCCGACAAACUAGAGUUAAUUCAACGUCCUGAAAAUUGCUCAGGUCUGAUUGGUCCUCGAGUUAGUUCAGAAAUUUGGCCAAACCUUGACAGGUUUAAUAAUUGCAGGCAUCUGCAAACUGGUAAUGUUCAGAAGAACAUGGCAAAAGCAGGGAGCUCCUUAAUUUAUACCACCAAUAAGCUCCUCCACUCACGGAAAAAAUGGCAAUCAGGUGGACCCCACGAAAAUCGUCAAAUCCAAUAUGGAAAUUAUGGCAAUUCUGGGACAUGCCUUUGUUGA
Molecule: messenger RNA, 771 nt
Organism: Paramuricea clavata
Lineage: Eukaryota; Metazoa; Cnidaria; Anthozoa; Malacalcyonacea; Plexauridae
Source: the annotation of a GenBank genome assembly